Molecule: messenger RNA, 1210 nt
Organism: Olea europaea var. sylvestris
Lineage: Eukaryota; Viridiplantae; Streptophyta; Magnoliopsida; Lamiales; Oleaceae
Exons: 5
Coding region: 303-977 (224 amino acids)
Source: RefSeq, a predicted model, not a curated record
AAAUGAAUUAUUACCGUCUCUUCGUGCAAAAUCAACUGCAUACUGAAAAACUGAUCGACAAAUUUCUUCUUUCCCGAACUGUCCCUAGAUUUUCUUCACUGCACGUCCGCACUAACCGGCUCUAUCCUCGGUACACCUCACACCAAUCUUUCCCCUUGAACCAGCCUAAACCCUGAAAUUUGGUGCCUUUUCAGCCGUCGAAUUUUCUUAAUUUCAUUUUAUACUACUGGAAAUCACAUACAUUCAUUUUUAUAGUGAAAAGUCAUAGUUUCUUUGUUGGGUUAGUUCAAUAAAAAAAUAUUAUGGGAAAAAGAAAGAGAAGAGCUAACUUGGAUGAAACACCACCAUUGUCAGAAUUCAUGCCGCCUUCACCUCAAACGGACAUGUUUUCAAAAGAGAAAUCUUCUCACCAAGCUGAAUACAGUGCGGCACAGCCUCCAUUAUCCAUUACGGAUAUUAGAGAUAAUUCCAUGAAGAUACCACAAGGCCACCAGUCACCUUAUGGUUCUGGUUGUGGUUUAUUAUUGAGGCACCCUCAUCAUUGUUUUAGCCGCCGUUAUUCUAGACGAAGCACUAAUCACUCUGAAGCAUCAACUUCUAAUAGGAAGGGUCAUCCUGUAAAUGAUAUGAAAUUGUCCUUUAAACUGCCUAAUAAAGACUCUUCAGACUCGCAGCAUAUAGAAAGUAGGGGAAGAACAUCCCAUAAACCAGGAAGAAUUAGGUCGAGUUCAUUGGUGAUGAACGCAAUAUCUGCUGAUGUUUGGAAAAUGGAAUGUGGUAUAUGCCAGAAACUCGUGAGGAAGAAACCCUUCAUCCUUGGGAGCUCUAUGUCGUCUAGUGAUCUCUCGGUGGCUGCCGUUUUGGUCUGCGGUCAUGUUUAUCAUGCUGAUUGUUUGGAACAGGAAACGAGCCAUGAAGAUAGACGGGAUCCUUCUUGUCCAUUGUGUUCAAACCGGCUCUCGCACGUUGAUGCCUAGGUGUUUAAUGUUAUGCUAGUAUUCCAGGAAUCAUCAAAUAUGUUGUUAUGAAAAAGAUGCAUAUGUAUGUAUUUAUGUUUUAACUUAUGAAGAUCAGAUGAGAGCUCUGGUUUUUCAUUAUAGAGAGCAUUAUGUUAAUGCUAUUUGCACUUAUUUUGGGCCAUCAUAUUGUAAUUCAGCUUAUGAGUGUUUUCUGAUUUUGUAUGUGGGUUUUUAAUAAUGCUUUUCUCCUU